Messenger RNA from Megalops cyprinoides (Indo-Pacific tarpon), 1621 nucleotides. RefSeq names its product WASP family member 3b (gene wasf3b). Gene Ontology annotation, biological process: actin cytoskeleton organization; positive regulation of Arp2/3 complex-mediated actin nucleation. Gene Ontology annotation, cellular component: cytoskeleton. The coding region runs from base 104 to 1561 and encodes 485 amino acids. Lineage: Eukaryota; Metazoa; Chordata; Actinopteri; Elopiformes; Megalopidae. The transcript is spliced from 9 exons. The record is from RefSeq and is a predicted model, not a curated record. Gene Ontology annotation, molecular function: Arp2/3 complex binding; protein kinase A regulatory subunit binding; actin binding.
GAUGAGGUUCGGGAUGGCAGACCGGACCGGAGAGGCUGUCUGGAUGCGCAUGUUAAGCUGAACGCUGCGAACUUGCUGCACUGGCAGUGUGUGUGCCGUCAUCAUGCCGCUGGUGAAGAGGAACAUUGAGCCGCGUCACCUGUGCAGGGGUGCUCUGCCGGAGGGCAUCGGCAGUGAGCUGGAGUGCGUCACCAACAACACGCUGUCCGCCAUCAUCCGCCAGCUCAGCAGCCUGAGUAAACAUGCGGAGGACAUCUUUGGCGAGCUCUUCAACGAGGCCAACACCUUCUACCUCCGCGCCACGUCCCUACAGGACCGUAUCGACCGCCUGGCGGUCAAAGUCACCCAGCUGGACUCCACGGUGGAAGAGGUGUCGCUGCAGGACAUCAACAUGAGGAAGGCCUUUAAGAGCACUACCAUCCAGGAUCAGCAGGUGGUGUCCAAGAGCACCCUCCCCAACCCCGUGGUGGACAUGUACAAUCUCAGCGACAAACCUCCACCCCUCAGCAUCCUCACACCCUACAGGGAUGACCAUAAGGACGGGCUGAAGUUCUACACUGACCCCUCCUACUUCUUCGACCUGUGGAGGGAGAAGAUGCUGCAGGACACCGAGGACAAGAGGAAGGAGAAGAGGAGGCAGAAGGAGCAGAGGCGUAGCGUGGACGGAACUCUUCAGCGGGAGGUGAAGAAGGUGAGGAAGGCUCGGAACCGUCGGCAGGAGUGGAACAUGAUGGCGUUCGAUAAGGAGCUGCGGCCGGACCAUCGCCACUCCCACUCCCUCCACCGGGGGGCGUCCUCCGAGGGCUCACUGUCCCCCGACAACAGGUCACACAGUUCUGACCAUACAGACUAUUACCCAGCCACACCCAACCAUACAAGCCACGCCCAUCCACACUCAGCCCCGCCUCCCUCCCUGCCAGCUGCCUACCUCGCCAGCCACACCCCUACUGUAGAGCACGACUACCGGGGCGUUGCUGCGGGAUACCAAGGGGGCACGCUGGGCCGCCCGCACCAGCCCCCGCCCCCACCGCCCCCCCCAGAGACCAUGAAUGGCACUGUGCCCAUCCCGCUUGCUGACUACAGUGUGUCAGGUGUGCAGGUGGAAGGCUUCGGCGGCUCCAGGCAGCCACUCCCUCCCCCUGCCCCUCUGAUCCCGUCAGCACAGACUGCCUUUGCCACACCCCCUGGAGGGCCCCUCCUCCCCACUGCAGGACCAAUGGCUGCAGGCGCUGGCUACGCCCCCCCAGCUUCCCCUGCCUCUGGGUUCCUCACAGCCCCGCCUCCCCCAGGACCGCCCCCGCCUCCUCCUGGCCCCGCCCACUCAGCCUCACCCAAACACACUCAGCCCAGCGAGGGACCUCCCAUCAGCGAUGCCCGCAGCGACCUGCUGGCUGCCAUACGCAUGGGCAUCCAGCUGAAGAAGGUGCAGGAGCAGCAGGAGCUGCAGGCGAAGCGGGAGCCUGUGGGGAACGAUGUGGCCACCAUCCUGUCCCGCCGCAUCGCCGUGGAGUACAGCGACUCCGACGACUCCGAGCUGGAGGAGAACGAGUGGUCCGACUGACCGCACACACACACACUCACUCACACACACUCACACACACGCACUCACACACACACACAC